Messenger RNA from Ctenocephalides felis (cat flea), 729 nucleotides. RefSeq lists its product as uncharacterized. The record is from RefSeq and is a predicted model, not a curated record. Lineage: Eukaryota; Metazoa; Arthropoda; Insecta; Siphonaptera; Pulicidae. The transcript has 4 exons. The coding region runs from base 166 to 729 and encodes 187 amino acids.
GCGACUUGUGCUGAAUCUAAUGUGACAUGAUCGGCGAAAUAAGCACGUGGUUUAAUUUUAAGUUAAAAAUGCAUUUGGUGAUGUAUUUCAAUAAGUAAUUUAAGGACUUUUCGGUGCAAUGUGCCAGGAAAUUUGAGAGUUAUAAAUUAGUAAAUAUACAAAACGAUGGCAGAUAAAAAUUUAAUUGUUGCUUGGAUAUUUUUGAUCGUGUCUGCGAGUUUAACCGAUAUAUGUCAAGCGGCAGUCCGGAUAAAAGCUCUCCGCGUGCCUGCUGUGGUCCAGGAUGGGGGUGUAGAUAGUGUGCUCCUGGACUGCGAUUACGAGCUGAGAAAUCCUUACGGCCUGGUCGUCAAGUGGUACUUUGCUCCUGAUGGCAAAAUGACUAUGCGGCCAAUAUAUCAGUGGAUAGCUGAUCAGAAGCCGCAUGCAUUGGGAGCUUUCAAAAAUUUUGUAAAUUUAUCAUACAAGGCCUCGGAUGAUCCAAACUUCAGAUAUCGUGCCAUGAACUUGUUAAAGCCGACGCGAAAUAUGUCGGGCACAUACCAGUGCGUCGUCGAGACCUAUUACGACGGAACGGCUCAGGAAUCUGCCAAAAUGCUCGUCUAUGUGCCUCAAUCGAUGCUUCUUUUGGGGCAAGAAAAAGUGGACGAUGAUACAAUAAGGGUAUUUUGUUGGGCUCAUGGUGUCUAUCCAUCACCAAUCAUAACCAUGCGAAUUGCAAAUAAGUGA